Molecule: messenger RNA, 2106 nt
Organism: Pseudo-nitzschia multistriata
Lineage: Eukaryota; Bacillariophyta; Bacillariophyceae; Bacillariales; Bacillariaceae
Source: the annotation of a GenBank genome assembly
CGUGUUUUUCGAUUCUACCAUGAGGUGGCAAAAGCAAGAGUACUAGUAACAGCUUUGGCUCGAUACAGGACUACAACAAAGCACUCGACAACACAGAAGAACAUGAGUCGUCGCCAACGGAGUGCUUCUAGGYGUGGCAGAAAAGGCCAUGUCAUUCCUAAAGUGGAUUGCAUUGAUCCUCUUCCGAGACACAGCAUUGAUGUUCGUCCUUCUGGUCCACCGUCACUACCGUUCCGAAAAACGAAAAAGAAUGCAACCAUAACAAGAUGCAACGAAAAACCCACGGAAGAGCUCAUCUCUUCUCUUACAAAUCUUUCUCUUAAGAAGAGUGGAUAUAACACUGAUCACCGUAGUAACAAAAGCCACAACGAGACACUGCCGGUUGGAAGGAAAAUAAAGACACAACCAAGAAUAGCACACAAAAGCCAACAGAACCAAYCUCCCUCGCUGACCACAAAAAGAUACAAUUCCAGAGCCCCGGUAACAAAUCGUGGCACAAAAACGGCAGCCACUGCUUUGYCAACAAGAACAAACACAAGGAGAGCRACGGACGUGAUUCGAGCCAAUCUAGUGUCGUGGACCAAACAAGUCUUUGCCACGGUCGGACCGGGGCGAAAGGAGGUUUGUUACCAGACCGAACUAAAGGAUCUCCUCCUCCGCGAAGGGUUGGACGUUGCCGUGGAGRCUCCGCUGAAAUUCCAGCGCCUCGUGCCCGCGGGAUGCACGCCCGGGCAACCUGCUCGGCGCGAGCCGGGGGGUUCGAAUGCCCCCACCACCACUGCCGUCGUAGCGAAACGGGCCGACCUGAUCGUCUCGUUGCCGGGCCRUUUAGAGAGGGUCUUGAUCGAGUGCAAGGCCAAACCGAGGUUCACGAGGGGCGACUUCCUACAGGUAAUGUGCUAUCGACACCACUUUGGCAUCGAGGACUGCUACCUGGUCAACUUCUGCGGAUCCAACGAAGAAGAUGUGCAGAUCAGUAAACUGCGGGCAUAACACAGAAUGGAUGAGUGCAGRUUUUCACACAGCCGGYGCACUACCGUAGUCCUAUUUAAGAUAGUAAAGUGCGACGAAAGACAUCCUAUGCAUACACGUAUUGAGURCAUAGUACUAAUAGGUGGUAACAAUCAAACGACUUCAGAAAACUAUKAAUCAAGUACUCGCCCUUGAGUACUGCAAUACGAGUAAACUUUGCACGAAAAAGCAUUCGAUGAUGCCCUACACUAGACACUACUAGUUUUCCGGAGAUUGGUGUUUUGAUUUGUGUUGAUAGUGCCCCUUGGUUGUAAGGUCACUACUGACCCUUUUGGUUUGGCCAGUACUAGUUGAGGUCCCUAUCGACCUUCUAUUCGAGGGUUGUAAUGAUGUUGUUCACUCCGAGUAUAAACCGUGUCWAGUAURAUCAAAGCAUCCWAUAUCGAUUUCAUAGCCCAUUCCAAUACCAAURUAUGCUAUCUAAAAAAAUCAAUACCGUGGGAUUCGUUUUUCCAAARAUUGACGGAUUGUUAGCAGGGAAUGAACUGCUCCUGUCCGUUACYAACAGCUCCCAUUCUUUGCGCCAACCGUGCAUUUCAAAAAUUGUCKUGUYGGGUUCUAUUGUUGCUAACAUCAGGUAGUUUUCACAAYAAAAUGRUUCGUUCCCCGAGACAAGCGCAUUAUAUWUUGUCAACUUUUUCUUAAUCAUCGKCUCAACAUUUUUCUUCCAAAAUGGCGGUCAAAGUGGAGCAAACGACUAACAAUGAUUCCUCUGCAGAGUCGGAAACUCCGCCAUCAGUAUCUGAGAAUGCAAGUGCGAUGAAUUCAAUKAAAAUUGAACUUAUCGUUCCGAAGAAAGAAGAACCCGAUGACGCAAAACUGAAGAUAAUUGAGAAGAAGAAGUCAAGGGGAAAAGGAGGGAAAAAGAAACCAGAAAACAAGAAGAAAGUAAGUAGCUUCGCGGCAACUCAUGGCAACUGAUUGCWACGAUGACACAAACUCAUUUGCCUAACAAUUUCUGUUUUUUCSCUUCUUUCAAAUUCCCCUCCUUCCACUAGAUACUAGCUUAUUUGUUUCAGGUGCACGAAACUUUGGGCAAAGACACGGCCACUCCAAAAAAAGAUAUUGCAGAAG